Molecule: messenger RNA, 1494 nt
Organism: Folsomia candida
Lineage: Eukaryota; Metazoa; Arthropoda; Collembola; Entomobryomorpha; Isotomidae
Product: thermitase
Exons: 6
Coding region: 12-1346 (444 amino acids)
Biological process (GO): proteolysis
Molecular function (GO): serine-type endopeptidase activity
Source: RefSeq, a predicted model, not a curated record
UGCUACUUACAAUGUAUUCAAACGUACUCUUCGUGGUCAUAAGUUACUAUAUCCACUCUUCCCUCGCUGGAACAGUUUCCACCGAACUUUUAUCGAAGCUAAAAAAUGGCGAGAAGGUAAACGCAAUUCUCGAACUUCCCUCCGUUUUUGACAAAGUUAUGAGCAAUCCUGCCUUGUCGUUAUUGAGUGGAAAUGGGAAAUCAAACAUGAUGGAGAUUUUGAUGAAGCAAGCUACGUCAUCUAGUCAGGCACCUUUGUUAUCAGCCAUCAAAGGGUUUGGAAUUUCCGCAACUCCAUUCUGGAUCACCAACGACAUCUGUCUGAAUAACGUUGACUUGAAAGCCGUUCAGUCGCUUGGAGCACUUCCUGGAGUAUUCAAUAUCCGAGAAGAGCUCAUUCCAUUACUGGAUCCUGUAGUUGUUCAACCUGCUCGAACCAAACGGGUAGCCUUCGAUGAAUACACAAAGAAAUAUCCGCAUUGGGGCGUAAACAAAAUAGAGGCCCCAGCCGCCUGGUCCAAAACCAAGGGGGAAAACGUCAUCGUCGCAAUCAUCGAUUCUGGGGUUUUCCUAGAACACGAAGCAUUGAAGGAUGGAUACGCAGGGUGGUUUGACGCCGUUGAAAAUGCAACAAAUCCAAUCGAUUCGACUGCUCAUGGAUCCCACGCGCUAGGCACAAUACUAGGCCGAACUAACAAUAUCGGUGUUGCCCCUCGUGCUAAAUGGAUUGCCUGCCGAGCCUUUAAUAAAGACGGUGGUCAAGAGCGUUGGAUAAAGUCAUGCGCCCAAUGGGUUUUUCAACAAAGGCCACGCGUCGUCAGCAACAGUUGGGGUACUGCUAGUCGAAGCUCAACUGGUUAUGACGACAUGAUUCGAACCUGGCGGGCGGCCAAUAUCAUUCCUGUGUUCAGUAGUGGUAAUUUGGGUGGAAAUUGUAGCUCUAUCCGCUACCCAGGAAACUAUGCCGAUGUCAUUUCCGUCGGAUCUACAACCAAGAGUGAUGCCAUCUCCGGAUUCAGCUCUCGUGGGCCUUCUACCAGGACGCCGAUGAAUAAGCCAGAUAUUUCCGCUCCAGGAGAAUGGAUUAUUUCUGUUGGCCAGGACGAUACGAAGGACUACACAGCUAUGUCCGGAACAAGCAUGGCUUGUCCACAUGUCGCUGGUGUCGUUGCUCUUCUCUUAUCUGCCAACCCUACCUGGAAAUAUGAUGAUGUUUUGGCCGCCUUGACCAGGACUGCGGAUCGACCAUCGGUCACAACGAAAUGUGGUGAAACACCUGUUAACGGCUAUCCCAAUUACGCUUAUGGCUAUGGGCGAGUCAAUGCGAAAAGGGCAGUUGGAUUAUAACCUACGUAACUUGAGGAAAUGUAUAAAUAUUCACCGACUUGUUCUUAGACCCAUAUAGUUGUAUCACUGAAAUCUGUACUUCAUCCGACCAGUGCAAUUCAAUCAUUUUGUUAAAAUUUUCCAUUCCAAUAAAAUAAUCGUAUUUAUA